AUGCCUGAGCCAACGGCAAUUGAAAUAAAUCAUCAAAAAUGGAUCAACAACAUCAAAACGGCUGCACUUAACGCAAACACGCCUUUAUACAAGUUGAUGUUAGAAGGUUACGCUGAUUGGUGCCAUGAAGAGAAUACACCAGUACGAAGAGUGUUGUUAUGUGACUUAAAUAUCGAGGUCCCUGCUCAGAAAGUGAUCGAGAAAGUCAUAGAAAAAUCAACAGACACUUCGACAUCAAAGAAUGAAUAUAACACGAUGAUGAUAGAAGGAGAAGAUAAAAGAUUAGCUGAACAAGCAGAAAAAGAUGCAAAAAAUUUUGGAGACUAUAAUUAUAUGGAUAAUCCCUUUGUCUUUGGUGGCCCCUUUCAGAACAUGAACCCACUUGACGGGAAAAUGAACCCAACAUGGGAUACGAUGGGUACUACGAUCGAUAACAAUGCGGAGUUGUUGACCGGUCGAGGAUUGAUGGUAUGGGGUAACCACUCAGUCAGCGCAUUCCAAUCAGAGGUAGCGGCGGUAAAUACAAGUCAAAGACCAACCUGUUAUUUAGGAAAUAGAUUUGACCCACUUUAUCAUGAGAAAAAGAAAGCAAGGAAUCAGCCUUACCCAAACAGUCAUCAUCAUCAAACUUAUCCAGAUAACAACCAUCAAAACAAUACUCAAACUUACUAUUCUAAUCCCAAUCAUCUUUAUCAACGCCAUAAUGAUUAUCAAUAUAAUCAUCCAAGUAAUUUUCACCAACCCAGAGGUGGCCCAUCUAAUGGAAAUCGAGGUGGUGGUAGAGGAGGUAGAGGUCGCGGUAGAGGUCGUCCUGGAAUAGGUCCAGGAAGUUUCAAUAGAUUGAUGAUUGAACCAACAUCAGGUGGUCCAGAGGUAACGACACCAGGACCGUCUGGUUCUUAG
This is a messenger RNA of Melampsora larici-populina 98AG31, 903 nucleotides long. RefSeq lists its product as uncharacterized. The record is from RefSeq and is a predicted model, not a curated record. NCBI's taxonomy places the organism in Eukaryota, Fungi, Basidiomycota, Pucciniomycetes, Pucciniales, Melampsoraceae. The transcript has 3 exons. The coding region runs from base 1 to 903 and encodes 300 amino acids.